Molecule: messenger RNA, 1143 nt
Organism: Lasiosphaeria miniovina
Lineage: Eukaryota; Fungi; Ascomycota; Sordariomycetes; Sordariales; Lasiosphaeriaceae
Exons: 4
Coding region: 1-1143 (380 amino acids)
Cellular component (GO): cytoplasm
Molecular function (GO): 2-oxoglutarate-dependent dioxygenase activity
Source: RefSeq, a predicted model, not a curated record
AUGGCUCCCUCAGCAAUCGAGAGCGUCUUGCCCGUCAACACAAAGGGGGCUGACCGGACGCCGCUUGUACUCUCUGGCGCCACUGACUCAUACGAGUCGUUUGACGUGACUCCGGUCAUUGGCCGCGAGUACCCAAAGGCCAAGCUAGUCGAGUGGCUGGAUGCUCCCAACUCAGAUGAGCUCAUCAGGGACCUGGCAAUCAUAAUCUCGCAGAGGGGCGUUGUCUUUUUCCGCGCGCAGGACGACUUGACGAAUGAGCUGCAGAAAAGGUUGAUUCUGCGGCUCGGGGAGCUCACUGGGCGCCCCGCCACAUCAGGCCUCCAUAUCCACCCCAUCCUCAACUCGGAGCGCGAGCUUGGGGGCAGCGACGUGGAGAUCAGCACUAUCAGCUCCAUCCAGACCAAGCAAUUUUAUUCGCAGUCGACCCCUAGCGAACUGAGCCCCAAGAAGCAGAACAGCGCUCAGUGGCAUAGCGACAUUGCUUUCGAGCCGGUACCCGCUGACUACACGUCCCUGCGUCUCGUUGAGCUGCCAACUACCGGGGGAGACACGCUCUGGGCCUCGGGCUAUGAAAUAUACGACCGCAUAAGCGAGCCUUACCAAAGAUUUCUCGAAUCUCUCACGGCCACCUUUGAGCAGCCGGGUUUUCAGAAAGUUGCCGAGCGCGCCGGGUUCGCUCUCUACGACAAGCCCCGAGGCGCCCCCGAGAAUGUAGGCACGGAGCUGAGGGCCAUCCAUCCCGUGGUUCGCACCAACCCCGUCACCGGCUGGAAGAGUAUCUUUCCUGUUGGGGGCCAUGUCAAACACAUCAACGGCCUCACCAAAGAGGAGAGCUCAAAGCUCCUAAAUUGGUUUUUGGGUCUCGUGUACAAGAAUCAUGAUCUGCAGGUGCGGUUCAAGUGGAAAAACCCGAACGACAUUGGUGAGCAGCAACUCCACUAUCUAACUAGAAGCCGAUUGCACUCUUCAUCCCCUGCCUCUUACUCAAUCUGGGACAAUCGCUCCGUCUUUCAUACCGCUACAUUUGAUUACCUAGAGGGUGGAUAUGGCGAUCGGUUUGGCAACCGGGUUGUCGGGCUAGGAGAAAAACCGUUCUUCGAUGUAAAUAGCUCUUCGAGAAGAUCCACAAUUAAUAAUAGUUAA